AUGUCGUCCACUGCUUCCAGAAUGGACAAGGACGACCACCCGCGAGUUUACAUCGCCGUCAAUACCAUCCUUUGGUUAUGCAUGUUGGUGUUUGUGGCAAUACCGUUUGGACUUGUCAGCGCCUUACUGUUGGUAGUGGUGCGCCCCAUCUCCAUCAUCUACCCGGAUAAUGAAGUGAUCGAGACAUCGGAUUUUCUUGAACUGUGCCAGUUCAUGCCAGAGAUCUGUAUAGCUCAUAUACUUGCUGGAAAUGAUUUUGUCCAGUGUAUAGAAAGUAGAACCAUCCUGAAUCCCGGAACACCAGUGUAG
Messenger RNA from Candidula unifasciata, 309 nucleotides. The record is from the annotation of a GenBank genome assembly. NCBI's taxonomy places the organism in Eukaryota, Metazoa, Mollusca, Gastropoda, Stylommatophora, Geomitridae.